Messenger RNA from Closterium sp. Naga37s-1, 606 nucleotides. The record is from the annotation of a GenBank genome assembly. NCBI's taxonomy places the organism in Eukaryota, Viridiplantae, Streptophyta, Zygnematophyceae, Desmidiales, Closteriaceae.
AUGCCGGGACUUGAACCCUGGUCUCUCGGGGGGAAUGGGGAGGGAGAAGGGGAUGGGGAGGGAGAGGGGGAUGGGGAGGGAGAGGGGGAUGGGGACGGAGAGGGGGAUGGGGAGGGAGAGGGGGAUGCAGGGGAUGCGCCGCCUCAUAGCUCCCUGUUCCCAUGCGUCGUUACCCCUGAGGUCCCCGUCUCCCCAUCCCCCCUCUCCUCCUCCCCCAUCAACCCCUCCCACAUCUCCCCCUCCCCUCACACUCGCGCUGCUUCCCACGCGCUCGCACUGCCGCCCUCAAUCGCACGCCUGUCUCGCCAGCACCACCAUGCGUUUCAAGCGGCUCGCUCCCUUCUAAUUCGGUGUCUGCCUCUCCUUCCCCCGCCUCACACCAAUUCUCUCCAAACUUGCUGCCUUCAUCCACCCCUCCACAGCGCGUCUCCACGCACCCUCUCUCGCGCAUGCCCUCUCACACCUUUCCCCCGUUCUUCCCCCUUUCCCGCCCGUCCCCACCAGUCCCCACCCCUCCGCCUGCGCCUUCUCCUCUCUUCCGCCCUCCUGCCCCCCGUUCUCCCACCCCUCGCUUCAUUUCCGCCAAACCCAGACCAAACGCGCUAG